Messenger RNA from Oncorhynchus gorbuscha (pink salmon), 4516 nucleotides. RefSeq names its product copine-5. The record is from RefSeq and is a predicted model, not a curated record. Gene Ontology annotation, biological process: cellular response to calcium ion. NCBI's taxonomy places the organism in Eukaryota, Metazoa, Chordata, Actinopteri, Salmoniformes, Salmonidae. Gene Ontology annotation, molecular function: calcium-dependent phospholipid binding. The transcript is spliced from 21 exons. Bases 568 to 2280 code for a protein of 570 amino acids. Gene Ontology annotation, cellular component: plasma membrane.
UAUAGAAACCGCGUUCUCUGUCUUCAGUCUCUGGUCCGCGCAGUCUGAGCUCAUCAGCCAGCGGUUGGAGUAGAGCUCUGCUUGACGCGCAAAGAGCAGGUCAUCAGGCUACUCCCCUACAAUGCGCUGCCUGUCAGCGGUGCGGCAACAGCUGUAGCUAGCGCGGUAGAGCGGCACGUCACUUUCAUGGUCAGCCAAAACUGCACUAUCUUUGGACAGUUUGCUAAGUGAGCUUCUUCAGAGAAAGGCUGUUGGUGUCCGGUUUCCCCGAAUACCCCCCUCUCUCUCUCCCUCUCUCUCUCCCUCUCUCUCUCUCUCUCUCUCUCUCUCUCUCUCUCUCUCUCUCUCUCUCUCUCUCUCUCUCUCUCUCUCUCUCUCUCUCUCUCUCUCUCUCUCUCUCAUCGCGGGGGGCUGGCGUGUGAUCUGAUCUCCGACCUGUCCUCGCGACUCACCGGGAGGGGGGACACGACACAAUCACCACCCAACACGCGCUCGACUGGGGCCAGGCUGUGCGAGUCACGGAUCGCUCCCGAGUCGCCCCGCGCGCUCGCCCUUGGGCUUGCGCCCAUGGAGGGGGACGUCAUGGACAAACUGGGGGACAUGGCCUCGGUGUAUGAGUUCGACCCGAUCACCGGGAACAUCCCCGCUACUAAAGUAGAGAUCACCGUCUCAUGCAGGAAUCUACUAGAUAAAGACACAUUCUCCAAAUCUGACCCAUUGUGUGUGCUCUACACCCAAGGAGUGGAGACCAAGCAGUGGAGAGAGUUUGGGAGAACAGAGGUGAUUGACAACACCCUAAACCCAGACUUUGUCAGGAAGUACAUCCUGGACUAUUUCUUUGAGGAGAAGCAGAAUCUACGCUUUGACUUAUAUGAUGUGGACUCUAAAAGCCCAGACCUGUCCAAACACCCUUCUGAUCUCAACGACUUCUUGGGUCAAGUGUUCUGUACCCUGGGGGAGAUCGUGGGGUCACCUGCCAGUCGACUGGAGAAACCACUGGGGGGGAUAGCUGGGAAGAAAUGUGGCACCAUAAUUCUAUCUGCAGAGGAGCUGGGAAACUGUAGAGACAGCGCAACGAUGCAGUUCUGUGCCAACAAACUGGACAAGAAGGACUUCUUUGGCAAGUCAGAUCCUUUCAUGGUGUUCUACAGGAGCAACGAAGACGGAACGUUUACUAUCUGCCAUAAGACAGAGGUGGUGAAAAAUACGUUGAAUCCAGUUUGGCAGUCAUUCACCAUUCCAGUCAGAGCACUCUGCAAUGGGGACUUUGACAGAACGAUCAAGAUCGAGGUGUACGACUGGGACCGAGAUGGCAGCCAUGACUUCAUAGGCGAGUUCACCACUAGUUACCGGGAGCUGGCUCGAGGCCAGAGCCAGUUCAAUGUCUAUGAGGUGGUGAAUAUCAAAAAGAAAAUGAAGAAAAAGAAAUAUGGGAAUUCUGGAACGGUGACCCUCCUCUCCUUUUCAGUGGAAUCCGAGUGCACCUUCCUGGAUUACAUCAAGGGAGGGACCCAGAUCAAUUUCACUGUGGCCAUCGAUUUCACUGCGUCUAAUGGUAACCCAUCCCAGUCCACUUCUCUACACUAUAUGAACCCAUACCAGAUGAAUGCAUACGCCAUGGCCUUGAAGGCUGUAGGGGAGAUCAUCCAGGACUACGACAGUGAUAAGAUGUUCCCUGCCUUGGGCUUCGGAGCCAAGCUGCCCCCGGAUGGACGGGUCUCACACGAGUUCCCACUGAACGGUAACAUAGAGAACCCCUAUUGUAACGGUAUAGAUGGCAUCCUGGAGGCCUAUCACGAGAGUCUGAAGACUGUCCAGCUCUACGGACCAACCAACUUUGCCCCCGUAGUCAACCACGUGGCCAGUUAUGCUGCAGCGGUUCAGGACGGGUCCCAGUACUUCGUCCUCCUCAUCAUCACAGACGGAGUCAUAUCAGACAUGGCUCAGACCAAGGAGGCCAUCGUCAAUGGGGCUAAACUGCCCAUGUCCAUCAUUAUCGUGGGAGUCGGACAGGCUGAGUUUGACGCCAUGGUGGAGUUGGACGGUGAUGACAUCAGAAUUUCAUCCAGAGGGAAGCUUGCAGAGAGAGAUAUUGUCCAGUUUGUCCCAUUUAGAGACUACAUGGACCGAACAGGAAAUCACGUGUUAAGUAUGGCCCGGCUAGCCAAGGAUGUCCUGGCUGAGAUCCCUGAUCAGUUAAUCUCCUAUAUGAAGAGUAGGGGCGUCAAACCUAACCCCACACCGCCUCCCUACACACCCCCUGGACACACACAGAUCUGAGCCCACCACACAAACCAUUACACUGAGUACUGACGAGAGACGGAGUCAAAGAUUUGCAGACCCUGGGAACUCUCUACUUCCUGAUUGGAAUGUUGGGACAGGAAGUGAUGUAAUAGUAAGUUGCUGAAGCAAUAGGUGUUUGUGUCAGGACUCUCCCAGACAGGUGACUCUCUGGAGAAGACAACAGCGUUUCUGUUCAUUGUGAUUCUAUCUAUUCUGUCUGUUUCUCUGCAAAAGAGAGACGGCAAUGGACAGACCAUACAAGGACUUGUCUUUUUAUCAACAUACAUGGGCCAGUGACUGUUUCUUCUUGUCUUGUUUGAGAGCGGGUGGGUGAAGGGGUCAUGUGGGGUCAUAUUGUGGUUGGAACUUGUGCCUGUCUGUGAUCUGGUUGUCUAACUGUAAUGGGACAAGUGGAACUCUCAUCUGAACUCUGAUCUUUGACUUUUGACCUAGCUCGCCAUUGGUGUAUUAGAGUGUGUGAUAAGGUGAUGUUUUUGGAUACUUUUCCAUUCAUUUUUGUUUUGUUUUGUUUUGGGCCUAAGACACAUUCCCAUAUUAAUUUGUAGCUUUAUGAUUUAAGGUUGAAAAAAAGAAAAGUGUAUUCACCUUGUGAGUUUUCUUUUUUAGUCAUUGAGUGUCUUUGCUCUUUGUACUCCCAUAAGUUGUAGACUCUUCUCUUGGCUUCUAUUUUAAAGCAUGUUCGUAUAUAGGAUGGAAUUCCCCAUAUGUCUGUAUUUAUAAUGUAUCAAAAGUGGCAUGGAUAUAUAAGGAUAUAUAAUUAAUAUGUGACCAUCCAGUUUGGAUUUCUCAAUUACAAACAAGGAUAGUUUAACAAUUAUGGAGAAGCACAAGGGAGAGCUCAUCAUAGCUCUCUAAACCACUUAACCACCACCACCACAGGAAUGUAACUAUGCACAUCAGCGUUUGGACACACUAGAACCUGUCUGUGACAUACAUACAUACAUACAUACAUACAUACAUACAUACAUACAUACAUACAUACAUACAUACAUACAUACAUACAUACAUACAUACAUACAUACAUACAUACAUACAUACAUACAUACAUACAUACAUACAUACAUACAUACAUACAUACAUACAUACAUACAUACAUACAUACAUACAUACAUACAUACAUACGUCAGAAGUAUUGCUUUAUUUUUUUAAAGGUUCUGAUAGUUUACCGUGUCCUAUAUUUCAUCAGUCAAAGAGUGAAAAUAUAUACAACUCUUUCAACUAAUAUUUUCUUCUCUCUCUCUCUUUCCAUCUCCCCAAUUCCCAUAACGAAUGGAUUUUUGUUUAAUUGACAUUAAACUGCUGGAUAAAGACAGCAAAUGUAUUCACUUGAAUCACAUUGAAUUCCAUUGAAACCUUUUCAUAACCAACAGUCCUUUACUGUCCACCCCUCUCUCUCUCUGGUCACCCAACAGCUUCUCUGCUCCCUGAGAAUAAGCCAUUAUUGUGUUAUAAUCAGAUGAAGCCAGGCUGAAAUUAAAUCAAGCUGAGGAGUAUAGACAGUCUGGACACCUGCUGCACGGUGCACACAUAGACAGACAGAGGGACGGAUCUCCUCAGCUAGCUAAAUACUCUGUAGGCCUUAACGUACUGUAGACAGCAUUCCAACCAAGCCUGAUAAACAACUAAGGUUGAACAAUUCUGUUAACUUUUCCAAAAUGUUCAGGUUUUCCAGAAAUCCUGCUUUGAAAAUUCCUGGAAUCACAAGGAACAUUCCUUGAAAACCUAGGACUUUUUGCAAAGUUACCGGAGUUUUGCAACCCUAUUCACAGCUCUCUUCUCUUGGAGUCAUAAUCGCUAAGAGUACUGUAUGUUUUGGAAAUGGCUAAACCUGGUUCUGUACAGUGUUGUGUAUAAUAUAUGGGGAUAGAGACAAAUGGUAUAUCUGAUAUCUAUACAGUUAAUGAUAUGGCUUGUUUUUUCUUACUAAGUGGUGUGGACCUAGAGUAUCAGGAGUGAGUGUGUGUGUUCAAUAAUAAGAGUGGUUUACAACAGUACAUAUUCCUACUGAUAAACUUUAAGGAAAGCACUUUAUUCUAUUCCUUAAGAGGUGUACUGGUACUUUGACAGUAUGUUUAUUUAUACAUUUUUAGAGAUAGUGAUGAUCUUAUUGAUAUAUUAUAUGAUUCACGUAAUUUUUUCUGGAAUUUGUAUGAUAAAAAGCCAUUUAUUCUGCCGACAACGCCACAAUAAAAGAAGUAGACUUGCACACUGA